GUGUUUGUGUAAAUAAGUGAUUGUGAAUGCCAAACAAUUUUCAUGUAGCCCAAGAUCAGGAACACACGCACUCCCAAGUCUAGACUGGACUCCAUCUGGAUUUGUUUCGCAUACAAUGUCACGACGCAAACAGUCGAAUCCAAAGCCGUUGAAUAAAGGUGAUUGUUCCGAUACCACAGAAGAGAUGACCGUUGACAGCAGAGAUUCCAAAGAUAUGGGCGAGGAGAAACAGCUGUUGGAGCCCAAUGAAGAGCACAGCCAAACGAAUGCUACUGAGCAGGAAGAUGAUGAGACUGAAUGCGGCUUCGCUGCAGGUGAUAAUGAGAACGCUGCGAUGAGAGAGACCCCGCCACCGCCGGCCAAAUCAAGUCCCCAUUUGGAGGCCAAGCUGGAGCAGCAUCAGCCGGAAGCGCUACCCUCGCGUCCCACCAGCAAUGAGGCACGCAGCCCAACGCCUGCACGCUCCGAGCAGCGUCUGAACAGCUGUGAUGAGCUCAUACCGAAGCUGGAACUGGAUAUGGACACGCCAUCGCCUUCCUCCACAACACGACCCACUACAGUAUCCCCGAGCCCCUCACCACCGCAGAACGAGCGCACGCCGCUGCCUCCUUUGCCAAAACUGCGUCUCAACACGCUGCUUGCCUCAGACCCAGCUCUCAAGCCCGAUGCCAAGGAGUUGAGCCUAAUGCACGAGGAGACACCCUCGAAGCAACGCUUGCUGGCCGCCACAGCAUCCGCGCUUAGCAAGCAACAGCAGGAGCAGCAGCAGCAGCAGCUGGCCGAUGCUUUGGUCGAGCCUUUGCUAAAGCCUGCCCGCUUCAUGUGCCUGCCCUGCGGCAUUGCCUUCAGCUCACCGUCAACGCUGGAGGCACAUCAGGCCUACUACUGUUCACAUCGCAAUAAGGACGACGAUGAGGUGCUGCCUGUGGCCGACAAAGCCUCAGGAACGGCCUCUGGCGCAUCUUCGGCUUCCGGAGGCGGCACUUCCGGAGGCAGCUCUGAGCCAGCAGCCAAGGCUGCGCGAACGGGCAAGCAAUACGCAUGCACUCAAUGUUCCUAUAGUGCCGACAAGAAGGUCUCGCUGAAUCGUCACAUGCGCAUGCAUCAAAGCUCCCCGGCUCCCAGUCUGGGGGCAUGCAGCGCCAAUGGCGCGUCUGUGGUGCCAGCCCCAAGCGGCGCCGGAUAUGAGGAGAGCUCUAGUCAACAAACCGACCGUUACUGCAGCGAUUGUGAUAUACGUUUCAACAAUGUGAAGACCUACCGCGCCCACAAGCAACACUACUGCAGCUCACGUCGCACCGAAGGCUCCAUGACACCCAAGCUGGAGACCAGUGGGGGCACUGCGACUGCGGGCGUCAACAAGGCCGCCUUGGUCAGUGGCGCCCACAGUCCCCAGACGCGCAAUAAGACCCCCACACCGGCCAUGGUGGCUGCAGCAGCAGCUGCCGCGGCUGCGGCCGCUGCCUCACUCCAAGUGCCGCCUCCUCAACCGUUCCUGGCGCUGCCCACAAACCCCAUCAUCAUUGUGCCCUGCUCGCUGAUACGAGCGGCCAGUCUUAUUCCAGGACCACUCACCACUUCGACCUCGGGCAUUGUGAAUCCCGAGUCCACAUGCUUUGCACUCGAGAAUGGGGCCCUGAAGCCGCUGGCCACGGCUCUCAACAUCAAUGCGUUGACCAGCAAUCCGGCAAAUGCUGUGCCCAACAACAACCCACCAGCGAUGCCGAACUUGGAGCCGGAACGUAAGCCAACCAGCGCUGCGGUGGAGCCAGAGAAGAGCAAUGCCAUUGAAAAUGUGCCCGUGAAACGCAAAGAAGCCGGCGGCACACGCGAAUCGACGCCGCUGGAUCUCUCUCUACGUAGGUCGCCCAUUUCGGUGCAACGUCAGCGUCUCAUACGCUCCGCCACCGCACUUCUGGACACUGAAACUCAACAGUCGCAUCGCAUGGAUAUGGAGUCGCUACUGGAGGCGAGCAAAGAGAAUCUGGCGCUAGACCAGAGCGGGAGCGUGACCCCCGAGCAGAUCGUAUGCGCACCCUCCCUGCCCAGCAGCCCUUCAAUGAGUCCCUCGCCGAAGCGACGAGCCAUCAGUCCGCGCAGCUCAGGGGCCGGCAGCACAUCCUCGAUGUCGCCACCAACGAGUGUGAGCGUGCCACAUUUUUCAGCAGCAGCCACCGCCGCUGCUGGUCUAUUGGACAACUUGCCACUGCGCUCCAUGCUGCCCGCUGAUUUUGCUCUAUCGCUCUCGAAUUCCGAAUCCUUGUUGGCGAAGACAAAUCCUGAGCUCGCACUGAAGUUGGCAGCAGCAGCAGCCGCUGCUGUGGCGGGUAGCACCACAGCAGAGUUGGCCAGCAAGCUGGGCUUUUCGGUGCCACCUCCAGCUGCGCCGACCACGGCUCCAACAGCCGCUCCAAACACGCCCAGCGGCCAGCCUCAGAUCUAUGUGAAGCAGGGCGUAUCCAAGUGCAAGGAAUGCAACAUUGUCUUCUGCAAGUAUGAGAACUAUUUGGCCCACAAGCAACACUACUGCUCGGCACGCAAUCAGGAAGGCAACGAGGGGGAAUCCAAGCUCACCCGAACAUCCCCAAAUACGAGCAUCGGCUCGUCAGCGGACUCCACGCCCGUGGCCUAUCAACAACUGAUAUGUGCGGCCUGUGGCAUUAAAUACACCUCGCUGGACAAUCUGCGAGCUCACCAGAACUACUAUUGCCCCAAGGGAGGCGGCGCCCCAGCAGCUGCCACUGGAACAGGAGCAACAGCUAUGGAUACCGUUUCGCUCAGCCUACCCAAGGAGAAGUGCGGCAAGUGCAAAACAGUCCAUGAACAUGGCCUGCCCUGUCCCCCACCAGCAACGUUGCCACAACCCCAAGCUUCACCACUGAUUGCGCCAAGUGCUGGAGUAGAGCGCGUCAUCAGCACCACACCAGCCCCUUCGACAACAUCGUCGUCCUCGUCGAACAAUGUCAACAAGUGUCCUGUGUGUGGUGUGCUUAGCCCUACGGCAGCGCUGGCCCGCAAACACAUGGAAAUGCACGGAACUGUGAAGGCUUUUCGCUGCACCAUCUGCCAGUACAAGGGCAACACGCUACGCGGCAUGCGCACCCACAUCCGAACACACUUUGACAAGAAGACGAACGACAUCAAUGAGGAGCACUACAUGACGUGCAUUUUCGAGGAGGACUCACUCGAGGUGCCCACAGCAGCGGCAGCAAUGCAACAGGAACAAUUGGAGCAGCAGUUGCAGGCAGCAGCCGCAGCGGCAGCAGCUGCCGCCAUCGCGGAGCAGACGCCCCAAAUCUUUAAUUGCGAUUAUUGCAAUUAUACUUCCACCUACAAAGGCAAUGUGCUACGGCACAUGAAGCUGGUGCAUCCACAUGCAGCCAUCAGCUCGCCUUCAAUAUCUCCCGAGUCGCGGGAGCAUGAGCCCGCUACGGACGUUACGGCUGUAAACGGCGAAGCAGCCAACUUUCAUAUUAAAUCGGAGCCGCUGGAUCAUCCCACUGGCGUAGUUUCUAAUCUGGGUCUUGUGCAUGAGAACAACAAUUCUCCACUAGCCACGCCUCUGCCGCACAUUAAGGCCGAGCCUAUGGACAUAGGUCUCGAUGUGGUUCAACCGCCGCCACUUCCACCCAACCUGCCGCCGCCUGUUGCCUCGCCGCUGGGCCCCACCGCCGCCGAGGCCAUGAAGAAGUACUGCUCCACCUGCGAUAUAUCCUUUAACUAUGUGAAGACCUUUCUGGCCCACAAGCAAUUCUACUGCAAGAGCAAGCUGCAACGACCCGAGGCGAACGAUAGUCCCAGUCCCAAUCAUGUGGGCGUAGCAGGACAUGCCAUGCAGCCGCUACAAUCCCCCAGCGAGUUGCUCUUGCUGCAGAAGAAUAAGGAGAAUCUACAGGAGGCGGCCAUUUGAGAGAGCCACCUGAUGUGGCAGGCCCAGCGCAAGCAACUGGAAUGGUACUACAAAUGCUUCUAAGCCGCCUCGAAUCCAAGAAAACAAUUCAAUCCGACAGUAUUCCUAGAGAAUCUCCCAACUGCUUGCCCACCACUACCCCAAAUCCUGAUGACCACACAUAUACGAGUAUAAGCUUGCGGCUGAUCGAGGCAGCUCUCGCUGCGCACUCGAUCCGUAGAUAUAAACUAUGCUAUACUAUAUACAUACAUACAUUAACAUACAUAUAAUAGAAAUCAUGACAUAUAAUGCAUGCCAAAGUUUACCACAUAGAGAAAAAAACAUAACUUAAGUGCAAGAAACUGAAAGUUUUUCAAUAAUUUCAGGGGACGCCAAAAUGUUCCCAUUACCUUUUAAACCCUCUCCCUCUUUUUCUGUUCAAUUUUGAGUUUUGUUCGAACGUUUUUUUUUCUUCUGGUGAUUAGAAAUCCAUUACUAAACUAUAUUGCAAUGUGCCCCAAAUGGGCGUACAAUUAAAACUGUGUAAUUUAACUAUUAAUAUUGUACUACGUAGAUUGUUAAGUGUGUGCGACAAUAAA
This is a messenger RNA of Scaptodrosophila lebanonensis, 4488 nucleotides long. It is a transcript of the gene ush, whose product is annotated as zinc finger protein ush. Bases 116 to 3910 code for a protein of 1264 amino acids. Gene Ontology annotation, cellular component: nucleus. Lineage: Eukaryota; Metazoa; Arthropoda; Insecta; Diptera; Drosophilidae. The record is from RefSeq and is a predicted model, not a curated record. Gene Ontology annotation, biological process: positive regulation of transcription by RNA polymerase II; cell differentiation; negative regulation of transcription by RNA polymerase II. Gene Ontology annotation, molecular function: RNA polymerase II-specific DNA-binding transcription factor binding. The transcript has 9 exons.